UCUACCGAAAUACAACUUUGUUUUAUUUUAUUGUUUUUGGUUUUUUUUUUUUCCUCCAUUCCCUUUUCCUUUCGAAACAGAACUAGGGCAUAAAAACAAAAUUAAGCUUUCCCUUUCCCUUUAGAAACACACCAGCGCCAUUUUCACUUCAAGCAAAAUUGUCCUCCCAUUCGCCUGUGUCAUAGAAGAACCAGUUUGUUGAGACGGUGAGCUCACUCUUUGAUUUUUUUAAUUUGUUCCGACGGUUCUCCUUCUGUUUGGUGGCUCAGAAAGCUCAGGAAACUUAUGCAAAGAUUUGGGAUGCAUUAAGAGUUGCAGCUGAAGCAGACCUAACAAGGAGACAGAUUGUCAGAAAUCAAAGAAAGAAUAUACAAAGAUACAUUUAUCUAUUUGAACCUCCAGGCUCCAUCUUAUCAUUAGCUAGCAUUGGAGGAGCAAGUGAUGGACUGAGCAGAAAAUUGAAGCACAAAAUUUGCGAUCGUAGAGUUACAAGUGCAAGUUGAUAAAAUUACACAUACACUCACAGAGAUAGAUAAAGAGAGAGAGAGAUAUAUAUAAAUAGAUAGAGAAGCAUUGGUGGUGGUUUGUCCCCCAUUAAUAUAGAUGGAUUCAGAUUACCAACGAAGGUUUUGGGACUCGGAGAUAUUGAGGGCAAAGGUUAAUUGUAGAUCGAACUUCUGGAAAGCCGUGUCGGAUAUUAAGUUCAAGCUGACUCCAGCCCAAAUAAAGAAGUUUGAGGAUAGCUGUUUUGGCCACUUUUUGAAGGCCAACGAGAUACAAUUUAGUGGCCACAUCAUCAACAGCAUGCUGUAUAGGCAGUGUGUUUGCGACGACAAGGAUUCUAUGGUAUUCAAUUUUGGAGGGCGUGGUGCUAGAUUUACACAGAGAGACUUCACCAUAAUUACAGGUCUACAGUUUGGUUACGAACCCAAUAGGCAAGUUAACAUCUCUACUCGUAUUAGUGACACGUAUUUUGGCGAAAAGCGAAAGAUCACUAACUCGGAGAUAACCGAAGCUUUCAUGACUGCACAGUGUCAAGACAAUGAUGAAGCCGAUGAUGAUAGAUUGAAGUUGGCUUUAUUAUAUUUCCUAGAGACGGUUCUUCUACGCAAAGAAAGCAUGGCCACCGCACCUCAUAAUCACUUGGAGAUGGUGGACGAUUUAGAGUACUUCAAUAACUAUCCAUGGGGUACUUUAUCGUAUACUACCACCAUUAAAUCGUUGAAGAGUGCUUUUGAGCAUAGAGAGUCCAUGGCUUUAAACAAGUCAAAGUGUUAUAGUUUUUGUGGGUUUCCUUUGGCUUUCAUGAUUUGGGGUUUUGAGACAAUUCCUUCGUUGGGUCAAGCAUUCGGAAAGAAGUUGCCGGACAUGGCAUUCCCUCGAAUUCUUAAUUGGCAUUUUUCACAAGUGCCAAGAUUUGAAAAGGCCACUGAACUCUUCGAUCAUCGUGAUUAUCCCGUUCAUGGCUUAAUGAAUGUGACUGAAGUUGAGCAUGCAUAUAUCGGCAACUUGGCAUGGGAUGUACGUCAUGACAGUACUCCAUACAAUGUUGCACCUACUGUUCGAGACAAGCCACCACAGGCAAGUCAUGAUGAAAAAGAUGGAGGUAUUCCACUUACAAGAAGUGGAAUAAGUAAGAAACGGAAAGAGGCGUCUGUGGAAAUUAUGGGAAAAGGAGGGAGGCGGCGAAUGGGACAUAAGCCGACAGACCAGCCUUCUUCAUCGACUGCAGGAGUUGCUGCUCAUGUUCAUGUUGAACCAUCGACUCCAUCCCAACCUCCAACGACUCCAUCCCAUGAUGAGGUACCUUUGAGAGAGAGAUUAACAAUCCUUGAAGGCGAAGUGACUAGUGUACGGCAAGACGUUAAGGAUUUAAGAAUCGCCAUUCUUAGAGAGUUUGCAAGUUUGGACACCAAGUUUGAUAAGUUAAUGAAGCACCAAGGAGUGGGAGUUAGUGUUGACGGGUUGGGAGAUGGGAUGGACGUUGAAGGGGAUGAAAAUAAAAAAGAGUAUGGUCCGAUGCGACCUCCGUUGAUAGACAAUCACAUCCAUAUGUUGUAGACGAUGCAGGACCAAGUGUUACGAUUAUCGAAAAAGUGUCUCCAUCAAAGUUUCCUGCCGGGAGACGUGCAAGAAAGGUAGCAGCUGCUAAGCAAAAUAUAGAUAUUGGGAAGGAGGGAUAGGAAGGCGGUAGCAGCUAUUACAAGUCCUUAUAGUGUCGGAGGCUUGCGGAAAAAACUACAGCGCACUUUACCAGGUGCAUCUUUUACUUGGACGUUCGACCCAUACAAACCAGUACCCACGCGACUUGUAAAAUAUUUUGACAAAUUUAUGAAGUCUGGUUGGGCAGCAAAGGUUGAUAUGGACAUUUUAACUGCGGGUAAAAACUUUUUCCAGUUGCUUAUAAACAGUGAGAAGUGGCUGAAUCACAAUCAUAUGGAAGUCCUGCCUUACCUAUUUCGUGUGCAUGCCAAUCAAUUUCCUGAUAUUUUUUAUCCUAGUUUUGAGGUGAUAGAUGGAGGAUUUUGGGUAUACAUUGAGCAAUGUCAUGGAAAGUUCCUCGACAAUCCAUCUAAGUUCCAAUUCUCAUACACAAUGCAAGAAUAUGUGUUGGGGAUUCGAAUGAAGGAGUCCAAGCCAUGGAAAUACGUAAAUCAUUUGUUGAUUCCACUAAACAAGCGCAACAUACAUUGGAUGGUAGGGCACGUGGACUUGAAAGAGCGUCGUAUGACCAUAUGAUUCAGAUAAGGCUGGUAACCGAAACAAGGGACAAAUUUAUUUCCAGAAAUUAUGCAUAAUGUUACCAUAUUUACUGCGGUCUACAUCCUUUUAUGAGCAGCGGUCGGAUCUUGUAGCCUCCGUUGAUGAGUUUACAUGUGAAUUGGCACAAAAUACCCCUCAGCAAAGUAACGGUGGUGACUGUGGCAUAUUUACACUUAAGACCAUCGAAUUUUUAUAUGCUAGAUUACCAAUGACAUUCACACAAGAUGACAUGGAGUUCUUUAGGAAGAAGUAUGCAUAUGAGGCUUACAACAAAGAACUAAGCAUAUGAGCUGCGUGGUGAUGCAUUUUUCUUUCCUUUUGCCAUGUUUAUAGAUGCAUAUUAUUUAUUAUAUUUGACUUUUAAUUGUAAAUAUAAUGGUGGUUUAUAAUGUUCAUUUAACAAAGAUAACAAUGUGGUAUUGAUGUAAGGAUAAGUAAUUGACCUUAUAGGAAAUGUGCCAUGUUUAUUUA
Messenger RNA from Ziziphus jujuba (common jujube), 3234 nucleotides. RefSeq lists its product as uncharacterized. The record is from RefSeq and is a predicted model, not a curated record. The transcript is spliced from 12 exons. Lineage: Eukaryota; Viridiplantae; Streptophyta; Magnoliopsida; Rosales; Rhamnaceae. Bases 604 to 2061 code for a protein of 485 amino acids.